This is a messenger RNA of Dibothriocephalus latus, 678 nucleotides long. The record is from the annotation of a GenBank genome assembly. Lineage: Eukaryota; Metazoa; Platyhelminthes; Cestoda; Diphyllobothriidea; Diphyllobothriidae.
AUGCUAGGAGAUCGGAUGCACAAUAGGCGCAACUCUACUGUUGGCGCAAGGUUCCAGGCUGAUCUGUCUGAGGAGGGUCUCGAUGCGAAUUCAUGGGGCGAUCGGGAAGCACUGGAAACUUUAUUGACUUGGAGAAACCAGGGUGAAGUGGAGCAUUCAGAGCGGUCAGUAAAAAACUCUCAGAGCGAUGUGGCCAGUUCUAUCUUCUUCUCGAUCAUACCGGAAAGCCUAUCUGAUCACCGCUCCGACCUUUUAUCGGCCAUUUCGUGUGUAAAUCAGAAUCGUAUUGGAGUACUAUGUGACUUACUGAUUGACAGACCAGACCUAGUUCGACUCUGCGACGAAAAAGGCUACUACCUUAUUCAUUACGCAGUCAUUGGUGGCCAUCUACAGAUGAUCGACAUUCUCGUGUCUCGUGGAGCUGAUAUCAAUCAGAGGAACAAUCAGGGCUAUACACCGCUUCAUAUUGCAAUUACGCAUUCUCAGCUUUCUGCUCUGCAUCAUCUGAUUACUUUGGGCAGUAACGUAGAGCUGGCGGACGACAAGGGUGUCCGACCUAUCCAUUUGGCCUGCGAACUCAAUGACACAGAAUCCCUUAAAGUGCGUUCAAACUGGAGCAGUUUUGCGAUUCGUCCUCUUCAAAAUUUUUAUCGUAACUCACUUAAAUCACUACUUUGA